ACUCAGAAACAACCACACACCUCACUAUUCUUUACCGCAGCGAUCCAAUCGUCAACAUACAUCACUUUGACACGCGACCAUUGGAUUCGCUUCUUGUUCUUCUUUUCUUCUUGUUCUUCUUCUGAUUAGAGCGACGGACGUCUCAAAGGGUGACUUCCAAACCAGGUUUUAGGCAAGAAUAGGAAGAAAAUCGACCAUGAGCCAUGAACUCACGCUUAUCGUCGCGGCGACGCGCAACAUGGGCAUCGGCGCUAAGGGUGGUCUCCCCUGGACGGGCCUAAGGAAAGAAAUGGCCUACUUUGCUCGCGUAACGAAGAGGCUUCCACCACAGGCCCCUUCGGACGCCCGAAACGCCGUGAUCAUGGGCCGCAAGACCUGGGAGAGCAUCCCACCCAAGUUCCGGCCCCUCAAGGGCCGUCUCAAUAUUGUUAUCAGCCGCGCCCACCCGGCCUUGGACCUCUCCUCCUCAUCUUCCGCGGCAGCGACGCCGGACCUCGACAGGGAGCCUGUCAAGGUCGGAUCAUUGGAGCAGGCGCUCGCGUACCUGCGCGGCGACGGCGUCGCCGGCCGACUGGGCAAGGUGUUCGUCAUCGGCGGCGCGCAAAUCUACGGCGCCGCUCUCCAGCUGCCCGAAGUGAAGAGGGUUCUGUUGACCAAGGUGCUUGGGGAGUUUGAGUGCGACGCGUUCUUCCCGCUGAGGCUGAGGGACGAAGGGGAGAAUGGGGAGGAGAACUCGGCGGCACAGGGGUGGAUGAAGGUCGAGAAGACCGGGCUGGAUGCAUGGGUCGGGGAGGAGGUUGAGGGCGGGGAGAUUGAGGAGAACGGGACGAGAUACGAGUUCCAGAUGUGGGAAAAGGUUUGA
Colletotrichum destructivum is the source of this 862-nucleotide messenger RNA. RefSeq names its product Putative dihydrofolate reductase domain-containing protein. NCBI's taxonomy places the organism in Eukaryota, Fungi, Ascomycota, Sordariomycetes, Glomerellales, Glomerellaceae. Gene Ontology annotation, biological process: glycine biosynthetic process; folic acid metabolic process; tetrahydrofolate biosynthetic process. The transcript has 2 exons. Gene Ontology annotation, cellular component: mitochondrion. The coding region runs from base 197 to 862 and encodes 221 amino acids. Gene Ontology annotation, molecular function: dihydrofolate reductase activity; NADP binding. The record is from RefSeq and is a predicted model, not a curated record.